Diprion similis is the source of this 2778-nucleotide messenger RNA. It is a transcript of the gene Gas8, whose product is annotated as dynein regulatory complex subunit 4. The record is from RefSeq and is a predicted model, not a curated record. Gene Ontology annotation, cellular component: motile cilium; microtubule; Golgi apparatus. Gene Ontology annotation, molecular function: small GTPase binding; microtubule binding. Bases 326 to 1750 code for a protein of 474 amino acids. Gene Ontology annotation, biological process: cell motility. The transcript is spliced from 8 exons. NCBI's taxonomy places the organism in Eukaryota, Metazoa, Arthropoda, Insecta, Hymenoptera, Diprionidae.
UCUUUUCAGAUAGUAAAGUUUUGAUUCCAAUUUUAGAAGCAACCAGUGGAGGCAACAGGUGUCUGUUUCUGUAUGUUCUUCCCAUACUUGGCGUUGCUUGGUAACCGUAGACAAACAGUAUGGCAACAUUCUGAAGUUUGAUAUUUUCAUUGCUUUCCAAAAGUUUUCAAUUUUCGAAUAACUUUACAUCAGUAUUCAACGAUUGAAUAAUUGAAUAGGUGUAUGUAGUACAAUAUCUCAUUAAGAAAAAUUUUAUCGCAAACUCUAAAUCUGAGUACAAGCAAAGAAAGUAUUUUCAACGUCCUUGUAAAAAUUCAUCAGCACAAUGGGUCCUAAGAAAGGAAAAGGGAAAAAAAUGGAAUCUGUCGAAGGAGUAGAUACAUCGAAAAUGAAUAGAGAGCAGCUGGAAGUUUAUUCGCAUAAAAUUUUGGAAGAAAUGGAAAGGGAACGUGAAGAAAGAAAUUUCUUUCAGCUAGAGCGUGACAAGCUGAGAACAUUCUGGGAAAUCACGAGACACCAACUAGACGAAGCUCGGGCAACCAUUAGAAAUAAGGAACGUGAGAAGGAAGAAUUGAUUGAAAAGCAUGAAGCUGAACUAAAGUUGUAUAAGCAAAAAGUGAAACACUUGAUGUAUGAGCAUCAAAGUAACUUGUCCGAAACUAAGGCUGAGCAUAUGGUUGCGCUCAAAAUGGCUCAGGAUGAUCACACUUUACAAGAAAAUGAACUUAUCAAAGACAAGAAGGAGCUCAAAAGAAUGCGCAAAGAGCAAGAAAUGGCACAAGUAGAUGAAAUACGCGAACUAAAACUGGCAAAUGCAGAGGAAAUGAGUAACAUGAUGAAGAAGUUCGAGGCAGAAGCAAUUGAACUAGAGCAAAAGUAUGAGCAUAAACUAGCAGAUCAAUAUGAAUCGCUGACGCUGAAACAUCGGAUGGAAAUAACUGAAGUAGAGGAGAGGAAAAACAAACAAAUUGCGGAUUUGAUAAAAAAUCAUGAAAGAUCAUUUGCUGAAAUGAAGAAUUAUUAUAACGAUAUCACACUAAAUAACUUGUCUCUAAUUCGAAGCAUGAAGGAACAAAUGGAAGUGAUGAAAAAUCACGAAGAGCGAAUGAAAAAGCAGGUACGAGAAUUAUCGAUCGAAAAUAAAAAAAUCCAGGCAGAUCUAAAAGUUGCUCAGGAACAAGUAUCGGAAUAUAGCCGACAACUUCUGAAUUACAACAAGGACAAAACGUGUUUAGCAAACACCAAGAAGCGUUUGACUGAAAUUGUGAAGUCACUGGAAAACCUGAAAUGGGAGAAUGAAGUGCUUGAGCUGCGAUUUGAAAAGUGUCAAGGUGAGCGUGACGAACUUCAUUCCAGGUUCGUCUCAGCGAUUUUAGAACUUCAGCAAAAGACUGGGCUAAAAAACGUCCUCCUCGAGAAGAAGCUACAAAAACUUUCUGACUUGCUGGAACAGCGAGAGGUCCAAAUAAGUGAAGUGUUAGCUGCUGCUCAGCUAGAUCCAGCGACUAUUUUAAGCGUCAAUCAGAAACUGGAAGAGCUGUUAAAUCGUAAAAACACAGCCAUUCAAGAUCUUCAAAUGGAAUUAGCAAGAGUUUGCAAAGCACACGACAAUCUUUUAGUGACGUGCCAAAGCAAAUUACAAGAAUAUGGAAUACCAGAAUCUGGUAUCAGCUUUCAGCCCAUGAGAACUAAAGUCUUGGGUGCAAAAAUGAGUCUUGUUUCUACCGGACUUGUGUCUAAUAAUAGAUAAGGCAUUAAACUGUAUAUAAUAUAAACUUUGGUACAAAGUCUUGUAAAUAAAAUAUUAACGUAUAUAUACCACGCAAUUGUCAACAUCUGGACUAUUCAUUUUCUUGAAACAUCAAUCCAUACUACCCUGAGCAUAAGUAUGUAUUUACCAUCAAAGGUUACGUGAACAAAAAUUUUUGUAUAUGUGGGCUGAAAAAUAGAAUUUCUUUAGAUGCACAUACAAUACUUUUAUUUCAGAAUACGGUAAACGAUCGUCAGAAACAGAUACAUCUAUUAUCCUCAAAUAUUAAAUAAAUUUAUCACAGAGGAUGUACAAUAUAUAUUAUAUGUAUAUACGUAUAUAUUUAUGUAUAUAAGUAUAUGUGUGUGUAUGCGUCCAUGAAGAGUAAUGUAAUAUGUCCCCUGGAAUGAUGAGGCUUUUAUUAUAUUUAAAAAAAAGUUCAUUUUCAUCAAUAUAUUUUACAUUGUUUUCCUCAUGUCUGCAAGACGUGAAAAGUUUUUGUUAAUUGAUAUUUUUGGUAGAAAGAAACAAUAUUAUUAAAAGAUUUGAAUUACUAGAGCUUUAUGAUUCGUCGGAACAAACAUGUACCAUAAAUUUUAUAAAGUUUUACCAUGCAUAUACAUAUACGUGUAUGAAUACAAAUACGGCAAUGUAUGCGUUUUUAAAUAUACACUACAGACGUGUACGUAGAUGGUAGUUUGGAUUUUUGUUGAUUUUUAGUUUAGAUAUUUUUGUGUGUGUGUGUCUCGUUUGUGUAUUAGACAUUGACUAUUCUAAAUUUAAUAUUAUUUUAAGUCAAAUACGUCAGGUCACAGUUUAUUAAAUUUGAAACAUUUAUCAAGGCAGGACACAGAUAAAACACUUCUCUGAGUAUAUUAAUUGAGAGUUGGAUCUUCCUUUUCUGAAAUUUGAAUUUAUGUACGAUUUUUUUCUCAUAGGCCUCAAUGGUUACAGUAAACAAUUAUCAAGCUCUUUUACAAUUUUAUGUAUGUACGUAUAUAAUGAGGGUACAUAUUACAGAUUUCAGA